AAAUGCACAAAAAAAAUGCUUUUAUGGCAAACCAACAUAUUCCCAAGAGAAAAACUCCCAGUUCUAGUGACUCUUGUGAUGAAAAAUGGAUUCUUAAACUUGAAGCCUGUCAAGACCAUGGCGUCUACUACAAGGCCAGUCUUAUCAAAAAACAGAAAACAAUAAAGAACAUCCCAGAAAUGUCAAGCAAAAUAAGAUGUACAGAAAAGGCAUCCCAUUGUUCUGGAGAGGAAAACUGUGAUCGGAAUCUCAAAGACAUUACCAACAAUGUCACAUGCAAAUCUCACGCUUGUCAUGAAACUGUUACAAGUCAAGCUGAUGAGAUUCUGUGUAGUGAGCGUACAACGUCUAGGAAAGAAGAGCGCAGCAAAAUGAACGAAGAGCGAUGCAACAUGGAUAAAGAGUGCAGCAGCGAGUACAAUUUAAGAAGCAAAAAAAGAAUAGUAUACACGGAACUGAAUGACCUACGGGAUGAUGACUUCCUGUUUUGUGAAGACUGUCAGAAUUUUUUCCUCGAUGAAUGUAAAAAACACGGCGCACCAGUUUUCGUUCCUGACUCCAUCGUUAACAUGGGAACAGAGCACCGAGCUGAACUUACACUUCCACCUUCACUUUGUAUCAGAAUUUCUGGGAUUCCAUGUGCUGGUUCAGGAGUUUGGAAUGAAGGGGGGAUUAUCCCGAAAGGAAUACAUUUUGGACCUUUUGAAGGAAUUCCAACUGAUGAAGAAACAGCGUCAACUAGUGGCUACGCCUGGAGGAUACUAGACAGUCAGAUCAACAGAAUCUAUAAAGAAGCUUCCACUAAUCAUAGCAGCAAAGGGGCAAAAAUGUUAGGUGCCAGCAGCACUGGCAGCCUGUAA
This is a messenger RNA of Rana temporaria (common frog), 860 nucleotides long. RefSeq names its product probable histone-lysine N-methyltransferase PRDM7. The transcript has 6 exons. NCBI's taxonomy places the organism in Eukaryota, Metazoa, Chordata, Amphibia, Anura, Ranidae. Gene Ontology annotation, cellular component: nucleus. The record is from RefSeq and is a predicted model, not a curated record. The coding region runs from base 3 to 860 and encodes 285 amino acids.